AACAUUGCAAAUGCUGAAAAAGAAUCUAGAUUUUGUUGGAGUUGUUAUUCAUUGGAAGCGUUUCGGGGAUUCCGUUUGUUCAUAGCUGAUAUUCUUUUAUGUAUAAGUUAUGAUACGAUAUUCCAGUUAGUAAAUUAGGUGUGGUUAUUAACCUCUUAGAUUCAAGAUUAGGAGAGGGUGUGAUAUUGAAACAAAAUGACGACAAUAGCGUCUUCCCAUGGACCGACUGAGGUAAUAAAUGCCAGGAGAACAGAAUCAUUGGAUGCUCCAGCAAUUUUAGAUUUGGUUUCAAAUCACACAGUUGAACAGUUUGGUCAUGUUAAUGUUGUUCAUUUGAUUGAAAAAGCAAACCUUGCUGUUACAUUGAUAAAUGAAGAAAAUGAGGUUCUUGGAUUCGCUGGAUUCCUCGAUUAUCCUCCUCUUCCUCAAGAUGUUUGUGAUUCUGCAAAAUGGGAGGAAUGGAUGAAAGAUGCAAAAUAUCCUGUUAUUGAGAAAUGCACAGCAUUGAAUAGCUUGUUUCUUCAUUAUUUUGUGGCCAAGUCCGAUUACACAAUAGGAUGUGCGACUGAGAUUGUAAGAACUGUGUUCAAUGCAGUUCCAGAUCUUCAUUUUCUAUUCCUUGUGCUACGAAAUAAUGUCAAACCAGAACAAGCUCUCGGACAAAUAUUUCAUCAGAUAGAAGGAAAGGAUGGAGAACGUUUCAACCUGUAUGGAUGUUAUCGUCAUUCUCAUGUACCAGUUCUUCAUAUAAGAAGAGCUGUAGUUGAAGAUAAUGAUGAUUUGUUACCAAUAUUUCUAAGACUGAAUGAUAAUCUAACCCAGACAUAUGGUGAUCAUUUUCUUGCUGAAUUAAUAGAAGCACAAGAUGAAGAUAAUCAUGCAUUGGUUGCUGAAGUUGGUGGAAAAGCAAUUGGAUUUAUCAGCAUGUGUAGCCACGUUAACAUUGAUUUGCUGCAGAAAGAAUAUGAACUUGCAUCAUUUCAUGGACUAAGAAAACCUCAUCCUGAUGAUAAAUUGAAAGAUGAUUCUCCUCCAACACCUCCUCCUGAAGAACCAACAGUAACAGAAGCAGCAAAACCUGAAGAACAACCUGCAGAAGAAGAAAGCAGGACAGUACUGGAAAAAAGUUCAUCACAAGAAACUGAUGAUGCUGAGGAUGGCGAUGAUCCAACUGAAGAAGCACCUACACCUUCAUCUGGAAUUGAAAUUGUGGAACGACAACAAACACCAUUUGAAGAUGUUCCAACUCCUGUUCAAAAACCACCAUUUGAGCCUCAAUAUUUUGGAGAAUCGAACUGUUUUUCACUUCAGUUAUUUUGCAUUGAUGAAUUGUAUGAGAUGAGAUCUGCGGACUUCUUACCUCAAGUCUUCAAGUUGUUUCCUGGUAAAGAGUUUGCUGUUAUCACUGUCCCUCAUUUUGUUCAAGAAUUUCCUCUGUUGCAACAUUUUGUUCGAGUCACUCCAAAAAAUUCAAUGCUUGUCAGUCAAGAACUCUAUAUAUUUCAUAGAGGAGGUCUUCUUCAUGAUUUUGUUGUGAGACCUGUCGUAACAAAAGAUACAAAACAGAUUACAGAUCUUGUGACUGCAUUAUCAGCCAAUCAGGAUAUUUUAAAAGAUGUUGAGAUUUUCAAUUCAGCAAGACGAGAUGAUGAUGGCACAGAAGUUCAAGCUUUUGUAGCAGAAUGUUUGGGACAGAUAGUUGGUGUUGCCAUUGUUAGAAGAGAAGAAAACAUUGAAUACAUUCGAUCACAUUACAAUAUUGAAGAUUUUAUUUAUUUCAACCAUCAUAGAAGAGAUGAACAUGGUCACCUACAUCAUUUUAGUCUGAAUCCUGUUUUUCAGCAUUACACGAAACAAUUCUUCAAAGAAAUACUUCGACAAGGACACAAGUCUUGUCUGUUUUAUCCAGUUGAAAAAGAUUGUGAAGACAAUUCCAAGAAACAUUCACUUAUUACAGGCAUCAACUAUUUGGUACCUGUGCGAGCUAGACGUCAGAUUGUAUAUCCACUCGAUGAAUUGAACGAAAAUGCUCCUUCAGAAAGAAUAGUUGAUAACAUGCCUCCUUAUGCUCUCUAUCAUAUCAAUAGAAAAUUGACCCUUGAGCCAAAGGUUACAAUCAAUGCUCGCAUUAUUGUUGUUGGAGCAUCAAGUGUCGGAAUCUCAUUUCUUGAAACUUUGAGUUUUUGUCCCCACCUUCGAUUUAAUAAUUUAACGCUGAUAGCAAAGGAUGGACUUCCAGAUAAAAUUCAUUCUGCAGAUUAUAGUUACACUACAGAACAACUUGCUUGCAUGUCGCUUGCGACAUGGGUGAAUGUCAUACAAGGGAACAUGGUGGCCAUUGAUCGUUCACACAAGUAUGUUAUAUUAGAAGGUGGAGAGAAAGUUUCAUAUGAUUACUUGAUGUUAUGUACUGGACAACAGUAUCAGGUACCAAAACCAACCAAGGUUGACAUAGAAGAAGGUGCAACCAAUCACAUAAUAUCACCUCGUGCUAUUGAAUCACCUUAUCCAUACGAACCACCUGUCAAUGUCAUGACAAUAAAUAAAUCAAUGGAUGAAAAACAAAUGAUGAAAUGGAUAACCGGAGUGAAGGAAUUUCAAGGCAAAGUUGUCAUUUAUGGAAAUUCAUUGGAUGCAUAUUUCACUUUGCAAUCGUUACUUUCAUGUGGAGUUCCUGGGCAAAAUCUCGCUCUUAUUCAGCCACCUUCAUCUCAUAAAUUUAGUGAACCUGACACGUUUCAAGAACAUGAGCUUGUAAAAGCUGUGAUAAAAGCUAUUGAAGAUGCUGGGGUGGAGUAUCACAUAGAUUGUGUUUUUGCGGAUUGGCAAAUGAGUGAUGUUGCACCGAACAAAAUAUCAGAAGUUUCAUUCACCACUCCAACUAAACCUGUCAUCAUUGAGUGCCAUGCAUUCCUUUCUUUCUAUCCAAAAUGUAUCGACGCUUGGACAUUCAAGUCAGUAAAUGAUGCUUGUCUCGUUUUCGAUGGACGUCUCGUGAUUGAUACCAACUUUUGUACGAAUGAUCCUGUAAUUCGAGCAGCUGGUCCACUGACGAAAUACGCUCGACGUUACCAUGCUGAAGACUGGUCCAACCACGAUGGAUAUAAUUCAUGUGAAAUUGGAUUUCGUCUUGCAAUGUCUGUUUUACCACUUUUUGAUCCUACAUUGGAGUCAAUGAUUGAAGAAAAUGAUCCGAAUGAUCCAUACUCCAAACUGACUCCGAUUUUCAGUGAUUGCAAGGUGUUCCAUGGUUAUCUACCUGGUAAUUUUGAAUACCUUCACGUGAGAAAACCUGGAGCAACUCAAGCAUAUGAGUCUCAACUUGCAAAUCCAAACCACGGACAUGAGAUUGAAACAGGAAGCGUAAAAAAUGGAAAUUAUUUCAGAUUACAUAUCAACCAAAUGAACUGUGUGGAAACUAUUACUUGUGUUGUGAAAGCUGGUGAAGGCCUUCCUAUCCCCGUCUGGAACAUCACUCAACUGUACAACAUCCAUGAAAGAUAUUUGAACAAUCUUCUUGCAAGGGUAGAGGAAGGUCUGAUCGCAGAUUUGUUCGAGUUUUUCCGUGAACCUUGGUGCAUGGCGAUCUUCCACGACAGGUUCAGAGACCUCAGACAAGAGGUUCGGGAAUUACUCAGUAUGCCGCCAUCAGGUGGAGGAAGCUUAUCAUCACUCGAAGCUGAAGUCCAACAACUCGUUAAAGAAGAUCUAAAUAUUUCAUCAGAACAGAAAGCAAACUUACGAGAAUUCUAUCAAAGUAUCGGCUUGAAAAAAGCUGUCGAAAAUCGUCUUCUCAGCUUCUUGGGUUACAAUUACUACCAUCUGCCGAUGUAUGCGAAACCAGGCAUGGUGUGAUUAAUGUGUAUAAUGCUAAAUUGUAAAUAUUUUUAUAAAACAAUAUUUGUGUCAUGAAAUAUAUAGAUCUGUUUAAAAAAUGUGUUACUUUAAAGUUAAAAAAUUAGGUGUAGAUCUAAGUUUCUGGAACAAGUGUUGCUGUGAUUCAGUUUCGGUCC
This is a messenger RNA of Styela clava, 4013 nucleotides long. The record is from RefSeq and is a predicted model, not a curated record. NCBI's taxonomy places the organism in Eukaryota, Metazoa, Chordata, Ascidiacea, Stolidobranchia, Styelidae.